GGGCGAUUGCAAAGCUCCCGCUGCUGCUCUGUGCUGGCCACGUGGUGCCUUGGGGUGGGUGGUUGGGAGCCCACUCACAACAGGCAGCAGCCCUUCCCCGGGAACAAGAGGCUGUUGUUUUCGCCGACUGACUUGAGUGGGUUGAUUUAGCAUCUGGCUGGCUGGCUGCCAGGGCCGGGAGCGUCCCGUCCCAUCUCCGCCCGCUCACCCCAUCCCGGGGGACGCCCUUAAGUGGCCAGUUGGAGCGAUCCUGUAGGCUACCGGUUCUGGCUCUCGCUGCACCCACCGACUACAGGUCUGUCUGUCUGUCUGUGCGUCGCUCUGUGGCUGAGGUUUACGAUUAAUACUUCAAAAUGUUUGCAAAGGCAACCAGCAGCUUCGUAAAGCAGAUUGAAAGCAGCGGCGACUUGAUUCCUGUCAGCAGCCUGAAUGAUUCUGAUAAGCUGCAGCUUUUGAGCUUGGUAACCAAGAAGAAGAAGGGAUGGUUCUGGCAGAAGCCGAAAUAUUGCCCCUCUUCAUUUACCCUCCAAGAAAUAUUGACUAGUGAUGCACUCAUCAAACCUGCUGUCACUGAAUCCGCCUUUCUCAAGUAUGAAGGAAAAUUUGGAGACAAGAUGGAGGCGAGUGCAGAAACACAAUUUGCCCAUUUAAGCUUCAGCCUGGAAGGUCAGGAUGCGGUGGAACUAGAAUCUUCAUUUGGGAACCUGAAGAAGCAAGAAUUGGAUUUGCAGCAGCUUUUGAAAAUAGUUGAGAAAAGCACUAUAAAUUUGAAUCACCCCUUUGUCCAACAAGCUUGUGAGAAAAGGAAUGAAAUUUUGUGCAUAGUAAAUGAAAAGGUUAUCACAUCCCAAAAGUGCUCUAUUUCCGAACACACUCAGAUUGAAGAAAAGUGUGGUGGCACAAUGGGACUCAAAACAAAAAUAUUAAAGGUUUCAGUAGAUGAUGAUGGUUCUGUAACCAAGGACGCUGAUGUUGUGUUGGAGAUCCCGCCUCGCACAGUUAUUGCGUACAGCGUUACAGAGCUUUUAAUAAACCAGAACGGGCACUUUGAGCUAUGCCUGCUUUCAGAUAAAUGUGGAGGAUUUGAUAAGGUCCUGCUAGACAGAAAUAAAAGAGCUUGUGCGAGCACAGUGUGUGCCCCUUUAAGCUGCGUUGAUGGAGCCCAUAAAAGCCAGCAGUCUGCACUUAAGAUGGAUAUCCCAAGUGAAGCUUCACUAAUCGUUUUAAAACCAGCAAUUGAAGAGGCUAAUCAGCAGUUCCAGCCAUUCCUUGAACUUUCAGAGGAAAACUGUCAACAACUGUUCAGACUUUACUGUGAAUUCUUGUAUCAUGAAGAGACUGUUUCUUUUCUUGAAAAUGCCCUUGAUGAGCUUUCUGCAGCAGAACAACCAAAUCUGUUGGGACUACAGGAACUGGAUUCAGCACAAGCACAGAAGGUCAAGGAACUGCUCCAGAUUUUAGGCUACAGCUGCUCAAACAAGGAAGGCUCUUCGACAAAAGUUAUCAAAACACCAGAGCUAUUAAUAGCUACGUUCUACCUUUUCAGUGCUCUAGCUGGAAUGUCUGAAGAAAGUCUUGCAGUCUUGGGUAUUUGUUGCGAAACUCAAAUUCUUCCAACUUUGCAUUAUUUGAUUAAUAAUGUCUCUGAUGAUGGAAUGAUUCCUGUUGAUGAUCCAAACCUCCUGCCCUUGAGAGAAGAGGACAACUUCUACAUAGCUCACCGGCUAUUUACAUUAUCAAAUGUUUGCCUUGAAGUGAGAGAAUCAACCAUCAAAGUUAUAACUGAUAUACAGCCUGGUAUGGCUCCUGUGCUUCUCUGCAUAGUUCUGCAAGGAUUUGCCAUCCUAAGUGGAAUCAAGAGGAAUAUGAGCAAUCCAAAUAUGCAGUCUUGAAAGACAUUUAAAAGGAGCCUCAUCACACUUAAUUCAGGAACAUUCAAUAUAUUUGAGGUAUUUUAAAGAUAACUGGGUUAUGAUUAAUGAGGUAGAUGAAAAGAUACAGUAGUCCUGAAUUAUAAUUCAGAUGCACAUUAUAUAUUAUUCAUAAUAUUUUCCAUCCUGCAGGAAAUUAUGGAAGAGAAAUGUUGUGUUUCAAGUGAAACCAUUGAGAAUUGUGGAUAAGUAUUGUGGAACUAUCCACGAGGAGUGAUUGGAAAUUUCUGUAUUAGCAAAAUACAAUGUCAUUGCUAAUUUUGUACAGGAGACGUUGGAGUAACAUAAUCAUAAAAAGUAUCCUUAAUAGAAAGCCAUAGUUUUUGUCCUGUAUUAUGACAAGAAAUGAGUUUAUAAUAGUGUAGUAUUAAAUUCCAUUUGUGGUUUGCUCCAAGUUCAAUAAUCUGGAGCAUCUAUCUCACAGAUUUCCAAGAAAUCUAAGCUUGGACCAAUAAGAUCUUUAGUUGAAAAUACUAAUGUGUAAUUAUCUGAAUGUUCCAUGUUCAGAUUCAUCUAAAACAGAUCUUAAUUGUAUUUUUCAAUUUUUUUUUAAAUAACAUGUGAUUCUACUAACAAGUGGAUUUCUACUGAAUAGCAAUUUAUUUAAAAUAUCUUACAAGCUCAGCAUUUUAUAGUUUGGGAAAUAAUAGAAUAUUUAGUACAAUUUACAAUUAAAAAUACAUUUGUAAACAUAAAUAUUGCUUGUUAAUAUGCUUUAUCCUCAAAUUAGUUAUAGUUAAUAAUUUUAUUAACUUUGAAAUGUCACAUGGGCAGUAGUUGCUGUACUUUGUGUUGUCUUCAACCUCUAGUAUUAAAUUAGUACCUAUGACAAUGAAAGCUAUAGUUUCAGUAGAUGUUCUUUUUUAUGUUUGUGGAAGCCCAAUUUUUAGCACAGGCUGAAAACUAACCAUCUUUAAACAGUUAAUAUCUUGAAAUCCAGAUUGUGAAGCCAGCUAGUACUUUUGAAUCCAUCCUAACACUUAGGCUAAUUUGUAAUAUUUAUGUGUAAAGACAAAUGCAAAUUUUUUAAAUUAGAUUUGGCACUGAAGGUAUCUGUUAUUUAACUUCUCCAUUAAAUAAACACCUUUGUUGGCUUCUUGA
Messenger RNA from Pristis pectinata (smalltooth sawfish), 3032 nucleotides. RefSeq names its product gasdermin Eb (gene gsdmeb). Bases 354 to 1892 code for a protein of 512 amino acids. Gene Ontology annotation, cellular component: cytoplasm. The transcript is spliced from 10 exons. Lineage: Eukaryota; Metazoa; Chordata; Chondrichthyes; Rhinopristiformes; Pristidae. The record is from RefSeq and is a predicted model, not a curated record. Gene Ontology annotation, biological process: programmed cell death.